Molecule: messenger RNA, 1655 nt
Organism: Caretta caretta (loggerhead turtle)
Lineage: Eukaryota; Metazoa; Chordata; Testudines; Cheloniidae
Source: RefSeq, a predicted model, not a curated record
AGCGAGGGGAGGCCUGAAGGGCUCAACGCCCCCCCCAGCCACCUCUGUUCCCCCUCCCUCGCUGACCCCCUCCCCUCUCCAGGCCCCAGCCGGAGGAAGGCGGAGGGGCGCCCGAGCGAGGGAAAGCGGCCCAGGAGGCGCGGCAGGACGGGGCCAAGGUCCUGGGGACCCGGAGGGGGUCCCUGCCUGGCGAGGAGACGGGGCCCCCCAGAGCUGCCGGGAAGGCACCGGGUGCCAAGGCCAGGUCGGAGCCCCCUGCCACUGCCAGGAACAGCAGACACAGUGUUGGCACAGCCCAGGACGCCGGGGUCUCCAGGAGAGCUGGGAAAGGGCAGCAGGUGCUGGGGAAGGAACCACCCCCCCCGGCGGAGCAAUGCCACCCGGCUGGAGGCGGGCAGAGCACGGCCGGGCGCGCGGCCCGAGGGGGGACCCAUCAUGCCCUCGCUGCCCACCGCCUGCCUCCUCUCCGACUCGGCCAUCGCCUGCGGAAACGUCCACAUGAAGCAGGUGCCGGCACUGAGCGACGCCGGGCUAAAAAUGCUUUACCUGGCAGACAACGAGAUCUCCCGGCUGCCGCGCGGGGUCUUUGCGGGGCUCCCCAACCUGGAGUGGGUGGAUCUCAGCAAGAACCAGCUGGACUCCGGGGGCCUGCACCCCAAGGCCUUCCAGAACCUGACCAAGUUGAAGCGGCUGAAUCUAGAUGGGAACCGGCUCACGAGGAUCCCGUCCCUGCCCCCGUCCCUGCUGGAGCUAAAAGUGAACGACAAUGGGCUCGAGAGACUGCAGAGUGACAGCUUUCGAGGGCUCUAUAAGCUGUUGACCCUGGAGCUGGAAGGGGAUGAGUUGCAUGACGGGAACGUGAUCCCAACCUCCUUCAAACCUUUGCGCAGCCUCAUCUAUCUGCGGCUGGAUCGGAACCGGUUCCGGGCCAUCCCCUCGGGCCUGCCCCCCUCCCUGCAGGAGCUGCAUCUUGACUCCAAUCACAUAGAGGAGGUGCGGGAGGGGCUGCUCAACAAGACCCUGAACCUCAGCGUCCUGGUUCUGAGCAACAACAAGCUCCAGGAGGAUCGGAUUGCGCCGCGGGCCUGGAUUGACCUGCCGAAGCUGGAGUCCCUGGACCUCUCCUACAACCGGCUGGUGCACGUGCCGUCCUUCCUGCCGCGCCGGCUGCGCCAGCUGACCCUGCACCACAACCGCAUCGAGCGCGUCCCGGGCUACGUCUUCGCUCACCUGCGCCCAGGGCUGGAGUUCCUCCGCCUGUCCCACAACCGCCUGCGGGCCGAGGGCGUCCACGCCACCUCCUUCGCCGGGCUGGGCCGGUCCCUGGCCGAGCUGCUGCUGGACCACAACCAGCUGCAGGCCGUGCCCCGGGGGCUGCUGGGCCUCAAGGGGCUGCAGGUCCUGCGGCUGAGCCACAACCUCAUCAGGCAGGUCCCGCUGAACUCGGUGUGCGACACGCGGGUGGCCGAGGACUCCAGCCUGGUCUCCAUGCGCCUGGAGCAGAACCUGAUCGACCCGCGGCGCAUCCCGCCCACGGCCUUCUCCUGCAUCCGGGCCUACCACAGCGUGGUGCUGCACCCGCAGCGCGGCCAGGCCUAGGGGGGUUGGGACCCGGGGCCUGUCGCAGCCUGGGGCCAGCCCCGCAGCGCGGCCAG